CCCGCCUCCCUGCGCAGCGCGAACAUGGCGGCGGCGGCGGCGGCGAGGGACUGAGCAGCGCCAGCGCUCGGCGGCCGCGCAGGUUUUGCUAUGCCGCAGUGUUUGUACUGACUCUGCUGUCUUGUAGGAGUGAUGGGGAACUAGAGCCCAUGACAGUUCAGUGGAGCCCUUGGCACUUUUGAUAUCUCGACAUCUUCAGUUCUGUAAGAGCAACCCAGUCCCAGGAUAAGGACAGCAGCAGGUGGUAGAAUGCGGAAACCAGGCCCUCAGAAAGCCAUAGACUGGAAAGAUGGUAAAAAGCACAAGCACAGCCGCCCGUCAGAGUCUCCCUCCCAGUACCAAGGUCACUUCACCUGGGAGAAGUACCUGAAAGAGACAUGUGCCAUCCCAGCUCCUGCCCAUUGUUUCAAGCAGUCCUACACUCCACCUGCAAACGAGUUCAAGAUCAGUAUGAAGCUGGAGGCCCAGGACCCCCGGAACACCACGUCCACGUGCAUCGCCACCGUGGUGGGGCUGACGGGCGCCCGCCUGCGCCUGCGCCUCGAUGGCAGCGACAACAAGAACGACUUCUGGAGGCUGGUGGACUCUGCUGAGAUCCAGCCCAUUGGGAACUGUGAGAAGAAUGGAGGGAUGCUGCAGCCUCCACUGGGCUUCCGGCUGAAUGCCUCCUCCUGGCCCAUGUUCCUUCUGAAGACUCUGAAUGGAGCAGAGAUGGCUCCUGUCCGGAUUUUUCACAAGGAACCGCCAUCUCCUUCCCAAAACUUCUUCAAGACAGGUAUGAAGCUGGAGGCAGUGGAUAGGAAGAACCCUCACUUCAUCUGCCCGGCCACCAUUGGGGAGGUGAGAGGUUCUGAGGUCCUCAUAACAUUUGAUGGCUGGAGAGGUGCCUUCGAUUACUGGUGCCGAUAUGAUUCCCGGGACAUCUUUCCCGUAGGCUGGUGUUCGCUGACUGGAGAUAAUCUGCAGCCCCCUGGUACAAAAGUUGUGAUUCCAAAGAGCCCUUUACCUGCCUCCGAAGUAAACUCGGAGAAACCUAGCAUGCACAGUAGCACAAAGACUGUUUUGGGGCAUCAACAAGGGCAAAGGCGUCGCAAAACAGGGAAGAAGCGUGGUCGAACGACCAAAGCGCUAAUCCAUCACCCCAUGCCUACACCCUCCAAGUCAGUGGAGCCUUUGAAAUUCCCCAGAAAGAGAGGCCCCAAGCCUGGCAGUAAGAGGAAACCUAGGACAUUGCUGAACCCAGCACCCACCUCUCCAACCACCAGUACCCCAGAGCCAGACACAAGCACUGUGCCCCAGGACGCUGCUACAAUCCCCAGCUCUGCCAUGCAGGCUCCCACAGUUUGCAUUUACUUGAACAAGAACGGCAGCACUGGGCCCCACCUAGACAAGAAGAAAGUUCAGCAGCUGCCAGACCAUUUUGGACCAGCUCGAGCUUCUGUUGUCCUGCAGCAAGCAGUACAGGCCUGCAUUGAUUGCGCUUAUCAUCAGAAAACAGUCUUCUCCUUCUUAAAACAAGGCCACGGGGGAGAGGUCAUCUCAGCUGUGUUUGAUCGAGAACAGCACACUCUGAACCUGCCAGCAGUAAACAGUAUCACCUACGUCCUCCGCUUCCUGGAGAAGCUGUGCCACAAUCUGCGCAGUGACAACCUCUUUGGGAACCAGCCUUUCACUCAGAACAGCCACAUGCAGCGCUCACACGAGUACGACCACGACAGGUAUCUACCAGACAGAAGCAGUUCGUUAGACGGCUCUCUGCAGGGACCAGGCCGGGGUACAAAGCGCUAUUCCCAAGAUUCCCCUCCAUACAGUGCUCCUCUCUCCCCCAAGUUACCAAAGAAUGACCGUCACCCUUUGGAAGGUGAAACCUUUGUCCUGGCAGAUGGCCUCCCAGGGCCCUUAGAGCCUCGCCUGGACCCCAUGGACUCUGCCUUGAACUCUGUCAAUUCAUCCAGCCACAGCAGGAGCUCCAGAGACUAUCGCCUGCCAGGAUACAGGCACCUGCACCAGCCCUCUAGCCUCAGCCAGGGCAGCACCUCUGCCCUGCGCAGGCUUAGCUCUGGGGGCUCGGACAGGUACCUGGGCUCCCGGGACACCUCCCGGCUCAGCAGCCGCGACCCCUCGUCCUGGACGGUGGAGGAGGUGAUGCAGUUCAUCCGUGAGUCAGACCCACAGCUGGGCCCCCACGCUGACCUCUUCAGAAAACAUGAGAUCGAUGGGAAAGCCCUGCUCUUGCUGCGGAGUGACAUGAUGAUGAAGUACAUGGGGCUGAAGCUGGGGCCAGCCCUGAAGCUCACUUACCACAUCGACAAGCUAAAGCAAGGCAAGUUCUGAGAGGACUGCUGGCCGGAUGGAUCCUGGAAGCUCCGCUCCCGGCUGUCCCCACCCGCGCUCACCUGCCGACAGGUUCGCAUGCACACACCCCUUCUGCCGCCGACGGACACUCCCGUGCCCCCGGGGCCCGGCCAGGCCCCGGCAGCGCUCAGGAGGAGCCGGGCACAGCUGGGCUUUGCCCCAGACUCCAGCUGUGGGUGUUGGAGCGUCUCUUGCCAGCGCUCCUCCCUGGGCUCACGGCGCUGCUCCCCCGGCUGGAGCAGCGCUGCAGGCGGUGCCCGUGGGGACGGGUUGUUUGCUUCUGCUCCUCCUGCUCCAGCCGUGCCUGCUGGGGCAGCCCCUGGGCACUGAGCCUGCCCAGCCUCGAGGGGCUCGGUGCCCCCAGUCUGCCCUCAGCCCUGUGCCACCGCGGCGAGCUCGGAGCACCCAGCCCCAUCUUCCACACUGGGGGAGCCCAUGCGCCCGGCUCUGCCUGCCCCCAGCUCCUGCCCCGGCCCCAGCCGGGCACACCGGGCCGGCCGUGGAAGGUUUCAUGUUUAUUCCAGGCUGGGGAGGCCGUGUGGGAGCGUGGAGCGAGCUGGGAGAGCUGAGGAGCGGGGCUGGCCUGGCAUGGCCCUGGGCUGGUGUUGGACACUGCCUGGAUGCUGCAAGACUCGGCUAAUCCUUCCCACCUAUUUUUUUUUUUUUUAAUUUUGGUGGUUUGGUUUUUUUUGGAAGUUGUUUUUUUUUUUUACUAAGGAGUUGUCUGUUUGAAACAAUGAGAUGAUUUUUCUACCUGUGUUGAACUUGCAACUCUUGGUGAUUUUUAGCCAGAGCUGCUAAGGUUUGUCUUCCCAGGGGCCCUCCUGCUCCUCUAGAGUUUUGGUCUGUCCCUGCUCAGCGUGUGCGAGGUUUUGGGUCUGGUGUUUGCCCUUCCCGAGGCACCUGUUGGUCUCAGGCAGUUUAAUGUAUUUAUUUUUGAUGGCACUUGAGCGGUUCCCAUGGUCCCAGACACGUUUCUGCAGCUGCACGAGGAAUGUUGGGAGCAGAGCCAGCAGCUGUGCCCUGGACAGCAGCUGCAGCUCGGGGCUGCCCAGACCCCGGAGCAUCACCAGCACCAGCCUGGCCUGAGCUGGGACAGGACAGGGCUGUCCCCAGUGUGUGCCCACACACACACACACACACACACACACUUCCUCUGCAGUGACCAAAGGGCUGGGACAGAAUCUCCACUCCAAGCACUUCCUUCUCCUGUCCUCAGCUCGCCCUCUGCAUCCGGAGCCGCAGCUCACCCCCUCCCCUGCAGCCUCGAGGGCCUGGCCAGCAGCAGGACGUGGUGACCAACCCUCCAGGCUCUUGCACUGAGUCAGGUUUACCCCUAAGGGGCAAAGUUGCAAAAAAAAAAAUAAAAAUACCCCAAACCCCAAAGUAAUAAAAAAGCAAAUGGCUUUUUGUCCUAUAGCGCUGCUGGCCUGGGGCUGGGGUCUCUGGCUGCUCACAGAGCCCCUCACUCACGGCACAGCCCGGGGCUGGGGUCUCUGGCUGCUCACAGAGCCCCUCACUCACGGCACAGCCCGGGGCUGGGGGCUCUGGCUGCUCACAGAGCCCCUCACUCACGGCACAGCCCGGGGCUGGGGGCUCUGGCUGCUCACAGAGCC
Messenger RNA from Pseudopodoces humilis (Tibetan ground-tit), 3971 nucleotides. It is a transcript of the gene SCMH1, whose product is annotated as Scm polycomb group protein homolog 1. NCBI's taxonomy places the organism in Eukaryota, Metazoa, Chordata, Aves, Passeriformes, Paridae. Gene Ontology annotation, cellular component: nucleus. Gene Ontology annotation, molecular function: histone binding; chromatin binding. The record is from RefSeq and is a predicted model, not a curated record. Gene Ontology annotation, biological process: negative regulation of DNA-templated transcription.